This is a messenger RNA of Papaver somniferum (opium poppy), 3899 nucleotides long. RefSeq names its product COP1-interactive protein 1-like. The record is from RefSeq and is a predicted model, not a curated record. Gene Ontology annotation, molecular function: actin binding. Bases 569 to 3706 code for a protein of 1045 amino acids. NCBI's taxonomy places the organism in Eukaryota, Viridiplantae, Streptophyta, Magnoliopsida, Ranunculales, Papaveraceae. The transcript is spliced from 5 exons.
CAUAAAAUGGUGUAUUAUUACUUUUCCUUAAUAAAGAUUCCCAUCUACAUACAAAAUGGUCUCUAGUACCUGAAAAAAAGAAUCCAACAAAAUCCGAUUCCAAACCCAACUUUUCCCCUUCCUCCUUUAUUUUGAAAUUUCUCUUACUCAUCACUUUCCACCUGAUUUUUUUCUCCUCUAAUCACAGCUUGUUUUCCAGUCCUCUCUCCUCAAAGACUCUCUCCCUCUCUUGGGUUUUCAUCUCAAGAAUCCAGACAGGGAGAGUGUGAAGCUUCAGAAAUCUCAGGAGGAACUAAUUAAACAAAGAAAUUCAAAAAGUUGUUGCUGCAAAAUCUAGAGGAUUCUUCUUCUUCUUCUUCUUCAAAAGUUAGGGCAAAAGGUUUAUGCAAAUGAAUGGUGGGGUUGUGGGGGAUCAGCUCAUUAAUGGGCUUUCCCUGUAUACCUACUCCUCUUUCCUGGAUUUUCUAGGGUCUUUAUGGUUCUGAGCAUGCAUUGCAGUCUGCCUUGUUUCACUCUCUGAAUGGAAAACUAGUUAAAGGAAAGGCUUGAGAAAUUGUAAUCAGGAGAGAUGAAGAAACAUGGGUUUAGCGAGUCAAUAAAAUCCUUCUUUGGGGAUCACAUUCAUCAUGAGAAAACCCAAGAACAUGAAAGUAAUAAAACAGAUUUCGAGGAUAAAGUAAAGAAAUUGUUGAAGCUGACCAAAGAAGUAGAUAAUGAGGCAGAAUCUGACAAAAGUUCAGAAAUCGUUCAUCUGGUUGAGAAUGUCCGCGAACAAUAUGAAUCCCUCCAUAAUCGUUACAGUCAUCUCACUGGACAGCUACGAAGCAAGGCUGAUUACAAGGGUAAAACAAAUGGAAGCUCUUCAUCUUCCUCCAGCUCAGACUCGGAAUCUGACCAUUCUUCGAGGAAGCAAACCAAGAAAAAAAGCAAAGGAGAGAAUGGGUCAAAGAAUCUUACAGAAAGCCUGAAACAUGAACCUGAAGUUACAAAUAAGAAAUUGGCUGCUAUCAGUGAUGAGAUAGAAGCUUUAAAUUUGAAAAUGCAAGAAUCAGAUAAAAUCAUUGAAGAUCUCAAAAAGAUAGAAGCUGAACUGAACCAGAAAUUGGAAGGCAGAAAGAAAGAAAAUGAAGCUUUGAUCACGGAGAAUUCAACGGUUGUGGCCAAGAUGGAAGAGAGGGAAGAUGCAUUUUCUGCACUUUCAAAGAAAUACUCAGACCUCGAAAGUGAAAAAUCAGCUGCAGUUCAAGGGUUAGAGGCGCAGAUAGCUGACCUCAAACUGGAAUUGGACGCCCUAAGUACCAGAGAAAAGGACCUUCAAGAACAAAUUGGAAGUAAAACCAGUGAAGCUAUACAGUUGAGAGAGGAAAACUCCAGUUUGCAGUUACUCAAAACUGAAUUGCAAGAUCAAGUUUUGGCCGUGGAAAGCAAAUUGAGCGAAAAAAUAGAAGAGCUCUCUGGCGUUCUGAGCAACCUUCAACAGGAAAUAGACACGUUGAGACUUCAGAAUGGCGAAUUGGAACAACAGGUGAAGACCAAAACCUCCUAUGCUAACCAGUUGAAAGAGGAUAUUUCUGCGUUGGACAUUCUGAAAUCCAACUUGGAAGGUCGAAUUAUUGGUUUGGAAGAAGAUUUGAGAUCGAAAGAAGGUAAUCUCAAUGACCUCCUGAAACAACUCGAGGAUGUUAAGACUAAAACAUCAGAAGAAGGUGAUGCCUUAAGGGAGGAUUUAACAGCAAAAAUAAAGAACUUGGAACUGGAGGUAGGCUCGUUGGGUACCCAGAAAAGCGAGCUAGAAGAGCAGUUAAGCAUUAAAGUCAGCCAGGCAGAACAGUCAUGGGGAGAGAACUCUGGGAUGCGAAUGUUGAAAUCUAGCAUGGAAGAACAGAUCUCUAAUCUGAAUAAUUUGGUAGAGGAAAUGAAAGGGAAAGAAGAGAACCUUUAUGAUCAGCUAAGAAAAGUUGAGGGUGACAAGAACGAAGCACUGGCAGAAACCGAUACACUAGUGGAAGGGUUAAAGACACAGUUAAGCAGCCUGCAACUUGAAGUAGAUUCAUUGAGCAGCCAUAAAAAUGAGUUAGAGGAGCAGGUAAAAGCUAUGUCCUAUGAAUCUGAACAGUCGAGAGCAGAAAAGUCUGAGUUUCUACUACUGAAAUCCAGCAUGGAAGAACAGAUUGCAGAUUUGAAUAAUUUGUUAGAGGAAAUGAAAGUGAAAGAAGAGAACCUUGGUGAUCAGCUAAGAAAAGUUGAGGGUGACAAGAACGAAGCACUAGCAGGAACCGAUACACUAGUGGAAGGAUUAAAGAUACAGUUAAGUAGCCUGCAAGUGGAAGUAGAUUCCUUGAGCAGCCAGAAAAGCGAGUUAGAGGAGCAGGGAAAAACUAUGUCCCAUGAAUCUCAACAGUUGAGAGAAGAAAACUCGGAUCUGCUACUAUUAAAAUCCAGCAUGGAAGAACAGAUUACAAGUUUGAACAAUUUGUUAGAGGAAAUGAAAGUGAAAGAAGAAAACCUUUGUGCUCAGUUGACAAAACUCGAGGAUGGCAACAACGUAGCAGCAGCAGAAAUCAGUUCAUUAGUGGAAGUAGUCGAAGGAUUAAAGAUACAAGUAAGCACCCUGCAGCUUGAAGUAGAUUCCUUGAGCAGCCAGAAAAGCGAUUUGGAAGAGCAGGUAAAGAUUAGUACCAAUGAAUCUGAACAAUUAAGCGCAGAAAACUCAGAGCUUCACGCUAAACAAACUACCCUGCAAGAAGAAGUUUCAGCAUUGAACCAGGAGUUGAAAGAGAGAGAGGAAAGUUCCUCAGGGAAAGUCGACGCACUAACGGAUCAAGUUAAGAAUCUGCAAGAAGAGCUGAUAACGUGUAAAAUUGCGUUGGAAAGAGCAGAAGAGAAUCUAAACGAGCUUCAAGCAAGGCUGCAAACAUCGGAUAAAGAGAAGGCAAAUAUAUCUGAGGUAACGGAGUCAAAAACUGCGAUGAUUGAGAUGCUGCAGAAAAAACAACUAGAUUUACUUUCAAAUAUUUCAAAGUUACAGGAGGAGAAGGGUGACUUUGAAGUGAAGCUCCAUCUAUCAAACAGGAGGCUGGUUGUAGCAGAGAAAACACUGAGCGAGAAAGAAGCAACCUAUGGGAAAGCAGAAAAGGACUAUCUUCAAGAACGUAAAUCACUUGAAGAACGAGUUGCUUUAUUAACAAAUGAGAUUUCUUCUGCUAGGAGUGAUCUAAAGGAGACCAAAGAUUGUAUCCAGAAAGCAGUUAAUGCGUUCAAUGAACUGGAGGUGUCUGUACAGAGCUCUAUGGUAGAUCAAGCAUCAAAUGAGAAUCGCAUUUCAAAAUUCACUGAAGAGCUUCAAGAUGCGAAGAUAUGGGCAACAGGAAUGAACAAAGUAAAAGACACAUUGCAGAAAAAGAUGACUUCUUUAUCUGAAGAGCUUAAAGAGAAGAAAGAAAAGGAAUCAUCGUUAAGACAGAAGGUCGAGAAGUUAGAGCUACUGAUAAACGAGGAACACCAAGAGAAGGAGAGCUUAUCGACUAAAGUGGAAGUGUUGGAGAAGAAUCAGAAAGAGAUGAAAGAAAUGAUGAGUUUUAGAGAUGAAGAGAAAAGAGAAGCCAUUAGACAACUCUGUUUAUGGUGUGAUUACCGCAAUGAACAGUUCGACCGUCUUAAGGAAAUUGCUUCCAAAAUGCUCCAGAGGCACCAAAGAACUCCUUAAUCUCAGUGUGUAUUUCCCUCCCUGUUAGAUUCUUACCAGUUGAUACAAUUUCAUCCUUCAAUUUUUUGUAAUCUGUGUUAUUUUUCUUUUCCAAAUUUUAUUUUUGUAUCUUGAUUUUAGAACAUAAGCAAGUUAGCCAUCUUCAAUUCAUUCAGUUAGUUCAAUAAAAUAUAAUGAGAGGGUAAUUGUUUAA